This is a messenger RNA of Olea europaea var. sylvestris, 1657 nucleotides long. RefSeq lists its product as uncharacterized. The record is from RefSeq and is a predicted model, not a curated record. Bases 430 to 1377 code for a protein of 315 amino acids. The transcript is spliced from 8 exons. Gene Ontology annotation, cellular component: endoplasmic reticulum; Golgi apparatus. NCBI's taxonomy places the organism in Eukaryota, Viridiplantae, Streptophyta, Magnoliopsida, Lamiales, Oleaceae.
AUGUAUGCUAAUUUGUGUCAUCUAGUAUGAGAGACUCCAUCUAAGAUGGAUCCCAGCGCCAUUUAGAAAUUUGUUUAGAGGAUUUUGAUGAAGCCUACUUGUUUAAGGAAAAAACAGCAAAACAACUUCAGUCAAUCUCCUGCGAGAAAUCUUAGGGAAAUGAAAGGCUUUGAAGGGUUUGAAACAGUAAUCAAGGAUAUGAUUUAUGAGGGAUGGAAUGUCUGGUUCUUGGUUUUUAUUUACCUGGCCUUUUAGAUUUUCUUGUUCCCUCGAACGGUGAAUUUAGAUUAUUUUCGUUAAUAUUUUACUAGUUGUGGACAGAGAUGACGAUGCAAGGGAUCGUGUAAGAUAUGGGAAAUUCACUCAUGUAUUGGGUCACCUUAACAUUUUCCACCUUUAUAAAAGGUCGCCAUCUUCUUAGUUUUAGCUAUGGUAUUACGACGGAAACCUGAUGUUCUAAUUAACAUAUUACCGAAUUUGAGGGAAAACAAGUAUCAAGGGCAAGAUAAGCUUCCAGUUAUUGUAUGGAUGGUAGUGCAGGCCUCUCGAGGAGAUCUCGCUGUAGGAUUGUACUUGUGGGCACAUCAUAUUUUGCCUAUGCUUAAAGGCAAAUUGAGCUCCAACCCACAAUCUAGGGAUUUGGUUUUGCAGGUUGUGGAAAGGAUUCUGUCAGCCCCAAAAGCUCGUAGUAUAUUAGUAAACGGUUCGGUUAGAAAGGGGGAGCGUUUGAUUCCACCUGCAUCGCUUGACCAACUGUUACAUGUAACCUUCCCUGCAUCUUCUGCACGAGUCAAGGCAACUGAAAGGUUUGAGUCAAUCUAUCCAACUCUGAAAGAAGUUGCUCUUGCUGGUGCUCCUGGAAGCAAAGCCAUGAAACAGGUAUCACAGCAGAUACAGGCUGUAGCUGUGAAAUCAGCUCAAGAAGCGUUAUUUACAGAGAUUCCAGAGCUAACCGAGGAAGCAGUUAGCAUAUUUGUCUGGUGUUUGACUCAGAAUCCUGAUUGCUACAAGCAAUGGGAUAAGAUUUAUAUGGACAACAUAGAGGUUAGUGUUGCAGCCUUGAGGAAGCUUGCCAAGGAGUGCAAGGAGAUUCCAUUGCAACAGUGUUCUCUCGAAGCAUUGAGGCAAACUCUAAAUAUUUUCAGGCAAAAAAACGAGAAAGCAUUAGCUGGUGGAGUGGAUGUUGCUCACCAAGCUUUCUUCAAGGACGCAGAUAAAUACUGUAAGGUAAUAUUGGGCAAAAUAUCACGUGGGCACAGUUGUGCCAAAACUGUGGCAUUUGCGUUUGUGGUACUGGCAGUGGGAGCAGCUAUAAUCUCCCCAAACCUGGGUGAGUGGGAUUGGGACAAGUUUUCGGCUUUGUUCAAUGCUCAAUAAUCCUCUAAAUGGCAAAUUUACAGCCAAAUCUGAGAGACAAAAGACAUUGGUUUUUUGAUCCUUUAACGUGGGCAAAACUAUCCACAUAUGCGUGAAUAAAGUUGCAGAAGAGCUAGGUCUUUGUGUAAUAGCGAGUACAGAUAGUGUUGCUUAAAGUAGAAUAGUUGGAAAAUUAUCACUGUGGAAAAGAAGCAAAUUCUGUCGUAGCAUUUCGAACUGAUUUUGCUUGCUUGCUUGCUUUUUGAUUAAUGCUAUUCAUCAUCUCUGGUGUUAAGCAUUA